UGCUGAGUAGGUACAUUCUGUCGCAGAAUACGAUAACAGCACCACCGACCACGGAUACUUUAUCACCGAAAUAUCAAUAUUUUAUCACUAAAUAUUAUUUUAAUUACAUACAUAAUCAGAACUAAUUAAUCUUCCUUUUAAAACGCGGACGAUAUGCUCGCCGUUUUAGUUUACACAUAUCAGUAACGUAAUGAAUGGGAAUAUUGUAAUAUUGGCAAUAUGUGUUUCUGUUUUUUAUGUGGAUUGUGUGUAUUGUGAACGAAGGAGGCAUUUGAAACCGCAAAUUGAAGAGGUUGACAACGGUAAUGUAGUGAAGUUCUUUGGAAGCAACCCCAACAUGGUGGGGCAGUCCAAUGGAGUGGCGCGACAAGUGGACUCCACUGUUCAUCAGACCGUCAACAGAUAUUACUGCUCCUUGGACUCCAUCAUCGAUGGCAGUCAUGUGAUGGUGUACGGCUCGAAUGGCUGGACGUUUCCCGUGCAGGAUGUCAACCUCACACUCAGAUACCCACCGGACGACAAAGAGGAAAUCUUACACGACGACGAUGAAGAGUACAUUAUAACUGGUUUCAAAGUAAUCCUGUUCAUAGACGGACCCUCGAGCGAGGGGUACAUCAUGGAUGGCGGGGUUUUGCAGGAGACAAUAACACUAUCGUUCAUUAGCAGUCAGCUCACUUCACUGAGUUACGAGUUCUGGCUUUACGGAGCUAGGAAGGAUACGCCCGGACUCACGCUGAACUCACACUACCGUCUAUGCUAAUAAAAUGGUUGCUGUUUAUUACCAAAUAGGUUCUUUAACUACGCAAUCCUAUAUACGGUGUAUGGGUUUUGGAAACAAGGUAUAGAGGGCAGGCUCAAGUUCUUCACCAAAUCCUAUUUUGGUAAUGGUGGUAGUUUCUUUUCUUGGAGGGAACAAAGGGACGAGGGUCAAUUUCGAAGUUUGAAGUUUUAAAGAAGUUUCAAAAUAAAGGAUUUGUUUUCAUUUCAUAA
Messenger RNA from Spodoptera frugiperda (fall armyworm), 990 nucleotides. RefSeq lists its product as uncharacterized. The record is from RefSeq and is a predicted model, not a curated record. NCBI's taxonomy places the organism in Eukaryota, Metazoa, Arthropoda, Insecta, Lepidoptera, Noctuidae. The coding region runs from base 191 to 760 and encodes 189 amino acids. The transcript has 4 exons.